AUGCUGUCUUUCAUAUUAAUACAGAACAGGCAAGGCAAGACCCGCCUUGCCAAAUGGUACGCGCCGUACAGCGACGACGAAAAGAUCAAGCUCAAGGGCGAGGUCCACCGCCUCGUAGCCCCCCGCGACCAGAAGUACCAGUCCAACUUUGUCGAGUUCCGCAACAACAAGAUCGUCUACCGGCGGUACGCGGGCCUCUUCUUCUGCGCCUGCGUCGACACCAACGACAACGAGCUCGCCUUCCUCGAGGCCAUCCACUUCUUCGUCGAGGUCCUCGACGCCUUCUUUGGCAACGUCUGCGAGCUCGACCUCGUAUUCAACUUCUACAAGGUCUACGCCAUUCUCGACGAGGUCUUCCUCGCCGGAGAGAUCGAAGAGACGAGUAAGCAGGUGGUGCUUACGCGGCUGGAGCACUUGGACAAAUUAGAAUAA
Messenger RNA from Microdochium trichocladiopsis, 432 nucleotides. Its product is annotated as adaptor protein complex AP-2 small subunit. The transcript has 3 exons. NCBI's taxonomy places the organism in Eukaryota, Fungi, Ascomycota, Sordariomycetes, Xylariales, Microdochiaceae. The coding region runs from base 1 to 432 and encodes 143 amino acids. Gene Ontology annotation, cellular component: AP-2 adaptor complex; intracellular membrane-bounded organelle. Gene Ontology annotation, molecular function: clathrin-cargo adaptor activity. The record is from RefSeq and is a predicted model, not a curated record. Gene Ontology annotation, biological process: protein transport; clathrin-dependent endocytosis.